CUGAUCUGGAAUAACAAGCAGCCAGCCGGUGACGCGUAACCCUUCUACUGCGCCUCAAACUCAUCUAGACUCGUCCAGGAAACUUCUGGAAAACUUUCGCGCGAAGAAGCUAAAGAACCAUGGACUCCGAUACGAGCCGAGUGUCCAGUCGACCAUCCUCUCCCGAGACAGAAGACAUCUUCCUACACAUGAAGAAGUCGGUCGUCGGCUUCUCCGGAGCAGUGUCAUCCACACAGAGCGACUCUCCGCCCGACCUCUGCGGGGAACUCCGACAAGCCAUGACCAGAGAGGAAGAAGACGCAAUCUUGCUGAAGAUGCAGUACAAGAAAGACCGCAAACUCCUCUCCGAGAACGAGCUGCAGGCCAUGCGCCUGAAGAUCAACAGCCGCGAGCGGAAGCGCAUGCACGACCUCAACAUCGCCAUGGACGGGCUGCGCGAGGUGAUGCCCUAUGCCCACGGACCCUCCGUGCGUAAACUCUCCAAGAUCGCCACGCUGCUCCUCGCGCGAAACUACAUCCUCAUGCUGAGCAACUCCCUGGAAGAGAUGAAGCGGCUCGUGAGUGAGAUAUACGGCGGAGGGGCGACCGGUGCGCACCACCCAAGCUUCCAUCCCUCCGCGUGUGGCACCCUGACACACACCGCGGGGCCCUUGCCUACGCACCCUGCGGUCUCCCACGCCUCUCACCCGGCGGUCCACCAUCCUCUCCUCCCACCUGCCGUGUCCACGUCACUCUCCGCGCCGGGCAUCUCGGCGGUGACCUCGGUCAGACCCCACCACGGACUUCUGAAGGCGCCAACGGCUACCACGGCCGGCCACCUCGGUUCAGUGCCCGCUUUCCAGCACUGGGGCGCGGGGAUGCCCUGUCCGUGCAGCAUGUGCCAGGUGCCCCCUCCACACGUGUCCAGUAUGACCACCACGAGUAUGGCGCGGCUCGCGUCCGAGUCUAAAUAA
Engraulis encrasicolus (European anchovy) is the source of this 953-nucleotide messenger RNA. RefSeq names its product oligodendrocyte lineage transcription factor 2 (gene olig2). Gene Ontology annotation, cellular component: nucleus. Gene Ontology annotation, biological process: neuron differentiation; oligodendrocyte cell fate specification; positive regulation of transcription by RNA polymerase II. The record is from RefSeq and is a predicted model, not a curated record. The transcript has 2 exons. Gene Ontology annotation, molecular function: DNA-binding transcription factor activity, RNA polymerase II-specific; E-box binding; protein dimerization activity. NCBI's taxonomy places the organism in Eukaryota, Metazoa, Chordata, Actinopteri, Clupeiformes, Engraulidae. Bases 120 to 953 code for a protein of 277 amino acids.